UUAGUUUUUUAUUCUAAGGACCACAUUGAAAAUUAGAUUGUAUACACCUUCUUGAUAAAAAUGGCAUAAUGUGAAUAAAAAAUCUUAAUUGUUUCAUAAGUUUUUCAUUUGUAAUUCAAAAUCACGUAGAAUUAUUCAACUAGCCAUGACUAUCCGUUCGACAUUCUAUGGCGUUUCUCGUACGUCAUCAAGGGCACGCACGCGCGCAACGGUCGAUUCAGCUACAGGUGCUGGCCCGGCAGUCGAACCGUCGCCGUCUGCCACGCAACAACCUCCAGCUCUUACCCACUCGGAGGCAAACAAGGCGAUGCCGACACACUAAAACAUAAACCAUAAUUCUAAACUAAAAAAAAAACGCUUUAAAGACUAAAAACGCCUGUCAUUUAAUGAAAACAAAAAGUUGUGCCAGCAAAACUCAUUGCGUUCACAAAUUCAACAGGCGUUCAUAAUAUUCCGUGCUUAUGACUAGUGUAAAUAAUCUUUAAAGUUGAAUAUUAACUAAUCGUUGCCCUGUUUCCUAUUGUUGUUUUAAAAGGUUGUCUGUUCGCUUUUCGCUAACUCAUGUAACCUAAGUGUUCUUGUUCUGAAAAUAAUGUUGUUUCCAUUGUUGUUACUUUUGAGAUGGACGUUAAUCUUGGGGGUGUAGUGAUUUUAACAUAGCUGUGUUAUGAAUAAGAUUAAGUGAAAGCUGCCAAGAUGCUGAGUCCGAAGUACCAGCGUUCGAUCCGCGUGAACGACGGUCAGCUGAUCGCUCUCUCCGACCGGGCGCAGUAUGACCACUCACAGGCUGGAUACCUUCACAAACGGAGCUCAGACAACACCAAAUGGCAGCUGCGGUGGUUUAUUUUAUAUCAGAACCUGCUGUUCUACUACGAGUCGGAGAACAACACGCGGCCGACCGGGGUGCUGCUGCUGGAGGGCUCCUACUGCGAGAGGCUCAGCAAGGCGCCCAUGGAACGUAACGCUUCGUUUUGCUUCGUGAUCUCAUACCGGCGCGAGAGUCAGCGCCAGUACGAGUUGCGCGCCGCCUCCGAGGUGGACUGCACGCACUGGGUCGACGCGAUACGAGAAGCCAGUUUCAACAAGCUCCUACUGCAGAAGGAGGAGUUGGAUCAGAAGCAGCUGCACCUACUGCAGGUGGUGGAGAGCGAGCGCACGUCGCGCUGGCAGUACGCGCAGCAGUGCGACGAGCUCUCCAGCGAGGUCAAGAAGCUGAGGACCGAGCUAUGCACGUACAAGAAGGAACACGAGUCGGCGACACGCGCCGCGUCCACCUCCAGCUCGUCUCCGAGCCAUUCGCCGGAGAUCGACCCCGCUGAACUCAGGAAGAUCAAAAAAGUUCAGAGUUUCUUCCGCGGCUGGCUGUGCCGGCGGCGCUGGAAGCAGAUUGUGGACGAGUACAUCAAGAGUCCGCACGCCGAGAGCAUGCGCAAGAGGAACAGCCUCGUCUUCAAGAUGGUCGAGGCCGAGGAGGAAUACCUCGAGCAGAUGGAGAUCAUGGUAACAUGUUUCCUCCGGCCCUUCAAAAUGGCGGCUAGUUCUAAGAAGCCGCCGUGCACGCACGAGGACGUAAACUCCAUCUUCCUGAACAGCGAGACGGUGCUGUUCCUGCACCAGAUAUUCUUCAAGGGUCUCACGUCGCGGAUGGAGUCGUGGCCGACGCUUGUGUUAGGAGACCUAUUCGACAUGCUCCUCCCGAUGCUGACCAUCUACCAGGAGUACGUGCGGAACCACCACUACUCGCUGCAAGUCCUCACCGAGUGCAAGCAGAGCCAGCCCUUCGCGCAGCUGUUGGCGCGCCUCGAGAGCAAGCCCGCCUGCCAGAGCCGGUCCUUGGAAACCUUCCUGACGUACCCGAUGCAUCAGAUCCCUCGCUACAUCAUCACGCUGCACGAGCUGCUGGCGCACACGCCGCACGACCACGUGGAGCGCCGCAGCCUGCAGCAUGCACGCGCGCAGCUCGAAGAGCUCUCGCGACAGAUGCACGACGAGGUCAGUGAAACUGAAAAUCUAAGGAAGAACUUAGCUGUAGAGCGCAUGAUCAUCGAGGGAUGCGACAUACUGCUGGACGUCAACCAAGUCUUCAUACGUCAAGGCACCCUAUCUCAAGUGGUGGGUAAAGGUCGUCGGGCCCAGCUGUCAGCUCGGCAAGCAUUCCUGUUCAGCAACCACCUACUGCUGGCCACGCGAGCUGCGGGCGGCCGCCUGCACCUGCCGCCCGCCGCGAGGCUGCCGCUUCACGACGCGCUGCUCAUCGAGGAUCCUGCUAAUCAUGAUGAUGACGAUUCGACUUCGGUAUGCUCGUCACCCGGAGGAGACAUAUACCAGGGAAAAGACUUCAAGAUACUUGUUGAAGUAAAGGGAGAACAGAUCUGUGCGCAUUUAGUGGCGGGCUCUGUGGAGGAGAAGGCCGGCUGGACGAGCGAGCUGGCGCAGUGCAUGGAGAGCGCGGCGCUGACGGAGCUGCUGCGCGCGUGCGGCGCGUGCGGCGCGGCGUCCGCGUCGCUGCCCGCGUGCCGCUCCGACCGCGCGCUCUUCACCGACGACGUCGACAUCCGCUUCAGCCGCACGCUCAACUCCUGCAAGGUGCCGCAGAUACGCUCCGCUACGCCGCAGCGCUUGCUGCAGCGGCUUACUGACCUUCGUUUCCUGUCGGUGGACUUCCUGAACACGUUCCUGCUGACGUACCGCGUGUUCACGGACGGCGUGACGGUGCUGGAGGCGCUCAAGCAGGUGUUCUACGAGCAGUCGCAGCAGGAGAUGGAGCUGGCGCCGCCGCCGGACGCCACGCGGAAGACCAGCGCUGCAAGCUCGGUUUCUGGGUAUGGAUCAGAAUACAGCGACCGUGAUUGGCAAUCACGGUUCUGGCGAGCUUCUAGAAAAAGUGAAGAUGAAGACAAACUGUCUCCGUAUCUAACGGCACCAUCACGACGAACCUCGUCUGUAAGCAAGACUGAGGAGGAUAACAGUCAUUUGACAAUACCUAAAAUAAUGGCGACGUCAUCAAGUAACGAGACAUUGAAAGGUACAUCCCCAUCAUCUCCAGGAGCCAUCAGCUCGGUCACUUUAGUUGGCAGUCCAAAGAAAGCAAGUCCAGUAAAAGAUCCCAAGAACGCGGCCAACUCUGCAAAUGCAAAUACCAAUGCCAAUGCAAACAUGAUGAAGAAAGGUUCUAUUCCCAAAGACAAUGAUGCGGCCGCUGCCCUCAUGAAGGACGAAAGUAUUGAGAUGGUAGACCAGAGCGAUGAGGAUAUUAAAUAUAAGGAAGAGGAACAAGAGAAGAAUAAAAAGAAACCAGAUGAUAAGUUCAAAAUAUCACAACGAUUCUCCGAGUUUAUCCAACAGCGUGUGCGUACUAUGUCGGAGUCCCCUCGCCGCCUGCAGCCGUCGUCGGCCGCGGCGUCCGAGGCGCGGCGCCGGUCGGAGAGCGCACGGGAGACGAACGACAACGCCGCGGACGAACCCAGGAGGGCUUCUGAUUCUGGUACCAGAUUUGCUACAAGGAGAUCUGUCAGUGAGCGUCGUUACACCAAUUCCUCGAUUAACAGCGAGCGUCGUCGUUACUGGGGUGGAUCUGAACCUCGCUCCUCUGUAACUUCUCAGGUGUCACAUGCGCAGAACUACCGUCGCGAGACCAGUCAACCAAAGGCCGGUGUUGUCAUUACGUCAUUCCGCCAGUCCCACAGGAGGAGCAGUACGUCUACUGCUGCUGUGGCCUUUGCUGUGGCUACUUCGGCAUCAUCAAACCCGAGAUCUCCACCAGCGAAUUCUCCACCGGCUACCCGAAGGGACUCGGUUAUAUCGACGGCUGCUACCAUGAGAGUACUCAAUGUGCUACGGCACUGGAUUUCCAAGCAUUCGCAUGACUUCUGGUCUGACGAACGUCUUCGUGGGCUGACGAUGGAUUUCUUGAAGGAAAUAGAGGGCAGUCCGGGCUUACUGCCAGCUGAACAUAAGGCAGCUGCUCAACUGUUGCGGCUCUUAGAACGAGCUCCUGACAGACCAGUUGAUUUGAAGACCUUGUUCUUACCACCUCACGUUCCGACAAAGGAAAGCAUUGAAACACUCUCGGCUCUUGAAAUAGCGGAACAAAUGACGUAUUUGGACUAUCAAAUCUUUAGUUCCAUCAAUAGCGAGGAGUUCCUAGGACAAGCUUGGACGAAGGCAGAUAAGGCAGAGCGAGCUCCACACAUUCUUCUGAUGACGUCACACUUCAAUCACAUUUCGAAUCUCGUUAUUUCCGAAAUUCUGAAGAAAUGUACUUUGGCUGGUCGAGUAGCCGCUAUAGAGAAAUGGGCAGCCGUUGCCGACAUAGCACGAUGUCUGCACAACUUUAAUGGGGUUCUGCAAGUUUGUGCUGCCUUGUCCAAUACUUCUGUAUACCGUCUCAAGAAGACUUGGGAGAAAGUCUCGAAAACUAGCAAACAAACAAUAGAAAAGCUGCAGACAAUCAUUUCAUCAGAAUGCCGUUUCAGGAUUUUGCGUGAUGCCUUGCACAGGUGCGAUCCGCCAUGUAUUCCAUACUUGGGAAUGUAUUUAUCAGAUCUGUCGUUUAUUGAAGAAGGAACAACAAAUUACACACCGGACGGACUGUUGAACUUCUCGAAAAUGAGAAUGAUCGCACACGUUAUCCGAGAAAUUAGAAACUUCCAGCAAACCCCAUACAAGAUAGAUCACAUACCAAAAGUGUGCUCGUUCCUGCUGGAGCCGUCGCUGGUGAUCGCGGAGGAGCGGCAGUACCUGCUGUCGCUGGAGCUGGAGCCGCGCGCGGGCGGCGCGGCGGCGGGCGCGUCGCCGGGCUCGUAG
Trichoplusia ni (cabbage looper) is the source of this 4806-nucleotide messenger RNA. Its product is annotated as ras-specific guanine nucleotide-releasing factor 1-like. Lineage: Eukaryota; Metazoa; Arthropoda; Insecta; Lepidoptera; Noctuidae. The record is from RefSeq and is a predicted model, not a curated record. Gene Ontology annotation, cellular component: plasma membrane. The transcript has 32 exons. Gene Ontology annotation, molecular function: protein binding; guanyl-nucleotide exchange factor activity. Bases 697 to 4806 code for a protein of 1369 amino acids. Gene Ontology annotation, biological process: Ras protein signal transduction; positive regulation of GTPase activity.